Messenger RNA from Chinchilla lanigera (long-tailed chinchilla), 2413 nucleotides. It is a transcript of the gene Slc10a3, whose product is annotated as solute carrier family 10, member 3. Gene Ontology annotation, biological process: bile acid and bile salt transport. NCBI's taxonomy places the organism in Eukaryota, Metazoa, Chordata, Mammalia, Rodentia, Chinchillidae. The coding region runs from base 777 to 2207 and encodes 476 amino acids. Gene Ontology annotation, cellular component: membrane. The record is from RefSeq and is a predicted model, not a curated record. The transcript is spliced from 2 exons. Gene Ontology annotation, molecular function: bile acid:sodium symporter activity.
CCUCGCGGGCCUCGCUUGCAGGCGUCCGCCUGCCAGGCGGGCGCGGGCUUCGGGGUUCGUGGCCGCGGCGGCGGGGGCGAGAGCCUUUUACCAGGAAGGGGCGGAGGGAGGUGGCCUCUGGUCGAUCCCCCCUCCGCAGUCGCCCACUCGGGGUGCCCUGGCCCGGCAGGACUGCCGCUCAUCCUCGAGGCCUGCGGGGGCCCUCUUGACUUCUGGGCCGCCCGUCGGGUCGUGCGCCCAUCUUUCGUCCUCCCAGUUCGCACCCGAGCCCCGCUUGUGUCCCACCUGACAACUUUUGGACUCACGGAAUCGCAGGGCCACUCACCCUAAUCCCUAAACACCGCUGCUGUGCCACGCCUCGGGUUGGCAUUGCCAGCUGCCUUGGGCUCCAUCCACUCAAACUCUUCCAGCCGCACACAGAGACGGUGGCAUCAGAGCCCAAGCCCUGUACCAGCGACUCCAGGCGGCCCGCCCUGCUACAAGGACUGGGCGUGGGUACACGGCCCCCAGCCUCCCUUCUGGACCACUUCUCAGCACCACGGUGCCUGCCUCUUCCCCCUGCACUUGACCUCUCCCACCCUCCCUGCCUGUCCUGCCUCAGCCUUCUGCCAUAAGACGCAGGCUGGACCAGGCCUCCAGGGGAGAGCCCUGCCCUUGAGGCAGGCAGCACGGAACCAGCACGGCCCAUGGACCCUUCUCAGGAGGAGCCCACAGCGCCGACAGGGGCACUCUCUUGAGCUGCAGAGGGCUGGGCACUGCAUCCUCAGGCAAGAGCUAUGGUGUUGGGGAGAGGCAGGGGCCCCCAGCAGUGGGCAGGCCUGGGCCUGGAGGGAGGGUACUCGGGCCCCCUGAGCGUGCUGGGAGCCGCCCUGCUGCUCCUUUGCCUGCCACGGGGGGCCCAGAGCAUGGCUGGUGCCAACCUCGGCACUGCUCUGGGCCGCACGGUACCUCUGGCAGGGGCCCGCUACCUGAGCAUUGGGGAUGGCUCUGUGGUGGAAUUUGAGUUCCCUGAGGAAAGCGAGGGCAUCAUUGUGAUUUCAAGCCAGUAUCCGGGCCAGGCCAAUGGGACCGGGACCAGCCCCACCCUAAAGGUCACAUCCCUGGACACAGAGGUGCUGACUAUCAAGAACGUGAGUGCCAUCGCAUGGGGCGGCGGGGGCGGCUUUGUGGUGAGCAUCCACUCAGGCCUGGCCGGGCUGGCACCACUCCGCAUCCAGCUUGUGGAUGCUCACGAGGCCCCGCCCAUGCUGAUUGAGGAGCGGAUGGAUUUCUGCAUCAAGGUCUCGCCCGCGGAAGACUCCCCGACUGCGCUCACCACCGAGCUGGCCCACUUCUCGGAGAACCCGAUCCUCUACCUGCUCUUGCCGCUCAUCUUCGUCAACAAGUGUUCAUUUGGGUGCAAAGUGGAACUCAAGGUCCUCAAGGGGCUCCUGCAGAGCCCCCAGCCCAUGCUACUGGGCCUCCUGGGCCAGUUUCUGGUCAUGCCCUUCUAUGCCUUCCUGAUGGCCAAAGUCUUCAUGCUGCCCAAGGCCCUGGCUCUGGGCCUCAUCAUUACCUGCUCAUCACCCGGCGGUGGGGGCAGCUACCUCUUCAGCCUUCUUCUCGGAGGCGACAUCACACUGGCCAUCUCCAUGACCUUCAUUUCAACGGUGGCCGCCACUGGGUUCCUGCCACUGUCCUCGGCCAUCUAUAGCCGCCUGCUCAGCAUCCAUGAAACACUGCAUGUGCCAGUCUCCAAGAUCCUGGGCACCCUGCUGUUCAUUGCCAUCCCCAUAGCCACAGGCGUGGUGAUCAAGUCCAAGCUGCCGAAGUUCUCCCAGCUGCUGCUGCAGGUCAUCAAGCCCUUCAGCUUUGUGCUGCUGCUGGGCGGCCUCUUUCUGGCCUACCGCAUGGGGGUCUUCAUCCUGGCAGGAGUCAGGCUACCCAUUGUCCUGGUGGGCCUCACCGUGCCCCUGGUUGGCCUCUUGGUAGGCUACUGCCUGGCCAGCUGCCUGAGGCUGCCAGUAGCACAGAGGCGGACAGUCAGCCUUGAGGUCGGGGUGCAGAACAGCCUUCUGGCCUUGGCCAUGCUGCAGCUGUCCCUCCGCCGCCUCCAGGCAGACUACGCUUCCCAGGCCCCCUUCAUUGUGGCGCUGAGUGGGACCUCUGAGAUUCUGGCCCUGGUCAUCGGCCACUUCAUCUAUAGCAGCCUGUUUCCAGUCGCAUGAGACCACUGCCUCGCUCCCCACCCACGAUCGCCAGGUUCCUGUGUACCAAAGGCCUUUAGUUCUCAUGUACUGUGCACUCAGACCAAUCCAGGCUUAUUUUUUUUUACUGGUUUUUUAUUCUUCAGCUUUCAGUGCCAAAGAGGCCAUACUGAGUUAAGUAGGUGGGCAGUGCCCAGAAAAUAUAUUUCAAUAAAAGAAAGGUGCAA